Messenger RNA from Hydractinia symbiolongicarpus, 2287 nucleotides. Its product is annotated as TBC1 domain family member 15-like. The transcript has 14 exons. The coding region runs from base 156 to 2183 and encodes 675 amino acids. Gene Ontology annotation, biological process: activation of GTPase activity. NCBI's taxonomy places the organism in Eukaryota, Metazoa, Cnidaria, Hydrozoa, Anthoathecata, Hydractiniidae. The record is from RefSeq and is a predicted model, not a curated record. Gene Ontology annotation, molecular function: GTPase activator activity.
UUCCAGAAAUUUAUUUCCACCAAGGCCUUUGCAUCAUACUCCAAAACGAACAGUAGGUGAAAGGGGCAUUUGCUGCGCAUGAAAAAAAAUUACAGGGUCUGUUUUUUUGUUUAAGAAAUAAUGAUGUCAUUUUUAUUUUGAAGACGCUUUUAACGAUGGCGGCUGCCGCUGUGGUUGAUACUCAAAAGGUUCUCUACACACAAGAGGAUGUUUUUGUCCACACUGCAGUGACAAGUUCAACCUUAUAUGAUGAUAUUAUUCGAGGACAACUUUGCGUUAUUGAUAGGGCAGAUGGCAUCUUUGUUGACUGGCAACCAUUAUCAGAUUUAACCCCAGAACUGGAGUUUGAAGUGCACUCUUUAUUUUCUGGUCCACAUGAAUAUGGAGUAGUGACGACACAGGAAAAAAAUCCAGCAAUCACUUCUCAACCAUUGAGGCAGCGAUCCAAAGAUCAACCAUACAAAGUUAGUUUUGAUGUGGAAAAGAUACACUCUAUCAGGAGAUCUGAUCCGCGCUUGGCUUGGUCUUAUAUUGUCUUUAUUUUGAAAGAUGGCUCUACACAACCAGCUCUGCAUUUUCAUGGUGGAGGGAUUAAAAACUUGAUAUCGACUUUGCAAAGAUAUAUAUGGCUGACUAGAUCACCAGAUAAUCACAGAUUAUACGUUGUGCAAGAAAAAGACACUGCCAUGGAAUCUGCAGUAAAUCAAUUUGAAUUAUUCGUAGAGAAGCCAGGCGAUACUGUUUCGAAACUCUUAAACAACACAUAUUAUGGUACACUGAGUAGAUUUUCAAAAGUUACUCAGUAUGUCAUGGAAAGUAUGGGUCAAAAUGAUCUCAUAGAAAAAAGACCAAAUAGAGAAAGCACAAGGAAGCAGAAUGAUAGUGUUGAAGAAGGCGACUAUGAAUUCUUAGCUCAUGAUGAGCUAGAUGUUCUUGGACCUAUCAUUCCUGCCGCUAGAGGUAAUCCAUUACAACCAGAAGAAUGGUGUGCAUUUAUGAAUGAUGAUGGACAAAUAUUUGACGUAGCUCACUUGAAGGAGAGAAUUUUUCGAGGAGGUAUUCAUGCUGAUAUUAAGCGAGAAGCAUGGAAAUUUCUUCUUGGUUAUUAUAAGUUUGAUUCAACGUAUGCUGAGAGAGCUGAAACUAAAGCUGAAAAAGCGCGGUUGUAUGAAGUGAUGAAGCUCCAAUGGAUGUCCAUCACCCCACAGCAAGAAUCAAGAUUCACAGAUUUCGCAAAUAAAAAGCAUUUAGUUGAUAAAGACACUUUGCGAACAGACCGUAAAAAGCAAUUUUACAGUGGAGAAGAUAAUUUGAAUGUGAAAAAGCUCUUUAAUGUCUUGAUGACAUAUUGUAUGUACAAUUUUGAUUUAGGGUAUGUACAAGGUAUGAGUGAUCUUCUUUCACCCAUAUUAAUGCUGAUGGAGGACGAAGUGGAUUCUUUCUGGUGUUUUGUCGGUCUAAUGGAGAUCGAAGAAAGGAAUUUUGAAAUGACGCAACACCUCAUGAAACUACAGUUGGAAAAUCUGGGGAAGUUAGUGCAGUAUCUUUACCCUCGAUUUUGGAAUUAUCUGAAAACGCACGAAUCCGACAAUUUAUAUUUUUGUUUCCGCUGGGUUCUCAUCACGUUUAAACGAGAGUUUUCCACUGAUGACUUAAUGACUUUAUGGGAGGUACUGUGGACGCAGAAUUUGACACCCCAUUUUAAACUCUUCGUUUGUCUUGCAAUAUUGGAGAAAGAAAAGGACUUGAUGAUGAAAAAGAAUUAUGGUUUUAACGAAAUUUUGAAGCACAUAAAUGAUUUGAUGCAUAACAUCGACCUUCAGUUUGUGUUGUCUAGAGCUGAAUCGAUUUGUUUGAAAUUGCAAAAUACAGAAGACGUCCCAGAGGAUCUCAAAGACAUGAUCUUUUCUAUGUCAAUAAAACCUAAGAAAGAUAUUGAUCAAUCAUCUGAUGACAGUGAUAAACUUGACCAAUCAGAGUCAAUCGAGGACAAUGUAGUAUCUGUUGAGACAAUGGAAGUUUCAUCCAAUGGGAAAGAGACUGAGACUCUUCUUCAUAAUGCAUCAGGUGAAAGGCAGAUAGAUAACUGCGCCAGUACGAGGCCUUCAGAUGACGCCGUCAGUAGUAGGCCUUCAGAUGACGCCGUCGUCGAGCUAAAAGAGAGUACGAAAUCUGUUUUUUGACAAAAUGAGGAAUAAAAUAAGUUUUAAUGUACAGUAAUUUCUAUAUUCUACACUAUUUAUACAAAUUUUAAUCCUAUAUCUAAAAGUAUAUUUGAUUCGGGUUA